Messenger RNA from Anguilla rostrata (American eel), 3415 nucleotides. It is a transcript of the gene pde6b, whose product is annotated as phosphodiesterase 6B, cGMP-specific, rod, beta. Lineage: Eukaryota; Metazoa; Chordata; Actinopteri; Anguilliformes; Anguillidae. Gene Ontology annotation, molecular function: 3',5'-cyclic-nucleotide phosphodiesterase activity; protein binding. Bases 512 to 3079 code for a protein of 855 amino acids. Gene Ontology annotation, cellular component: photoreceptor outer segment membrane. The transcript has 22 exons. Gene Ontology annotation, biological process: signal transduction; retina development in camera-type eye. The record is from RefSeq and is a predicted model, not a curated record.
AAGAGCUUGCGAACCAAAGGAAGCCAGCCAGGAGGAGUAACUGUGAGAACAAAACCAAGCAGAACAUCUUUCACAAACAAGACUGCGGCCGACAGGGGGGUCUAUUUUUUGGGAACUUGUUUUUUUUUUUUUUUUUUGCUGUAUCGUUUUGAUAGGACAAAGUGCGAGGUUUGUGAGGAGGGAAGAGGUUAGCACGGCGCAGGAUUGGGCACCAGCUUUGGCACGGGUCACCUGAUCAGUUUUGUGUGAGCAGAUCCAGGUUCACCUUCAAUACUAUUAAGGGAUCCUUGCUGAUGCCAGUUGGACUGGAGUCGGGCUCUCCCUGCAGCUGCAGGUGUUUCUCGUACAAACAGGGUUUCUUCUGAUCGUCUCCCCAAUAUUUUGAAGAUUACAAAGGCCAAAACCCUUGACUUUUGGCAUUAAUCAGCAAUAACCUUAUUUCAUAACCUUUACUGAUUCCGACACCAGUCACUUGGACUUGGUGGUGGGGGCAGAAGAUCCCUAAUUCAAGAUGAGCAUCACCAAGAAAGAUGUGCAAAAGUUCCUGGAUGAAAACCCAGAUUUCGCCAAUGUUUAUUUCAACAAGAAGCUGAAGCCGGGAUCCAUCGCGGCCAUGAUUGGCCGACCGGAGUCCAAGGUGGACUUCGACACCUUCAAGGCCCUCAGUCAGGUGGAGGAGGGCGAGAUCCUGUGGGAACUGGUGAGCGACAUGCAGGAGAGCAUCAACAUGGAGAAGGUGGUCUUCAAGGUCCUGAAGAGGAUCAGCUUCCUGAUCGGCGCCGACCGCUGCAGCCUGUUCAUGUACCGCCAGCGGAACGGCAUCGCCGAGCUCGCCACGCGCCUCUUCAACGUGCACAGCGGCGCCGCGCUGGAGGACUGCCUGGUGCAGCCCGACUCCGAGAUCGUCUUCCCUCUCGACAUCGGGGUCGUGGGCCACGUAGCCCAGACCAAGAAAACGGUCAAUGUCAAAGAUGUCUCAGAGAACAGUUAUUUCAGUCCGUUUGUUGACGAAUUGACAGACUACACCACCAAGAACAUCCUAGCAACGCCCAUCAUGAACGGAAAAGAUGUGGUGGGAGUAGUCAUGGCAGUCAACAAGACAAAUGGACCCUACUUUACUCCUGAGGAUGAAGACCUUUUUUUAAAGUAUCUGAGCUUUGCCUCUUUGAACCUAAAGAUCUUCCAGCUGAGCUACCUCCACAACUGUGAGACACGGCGAGGUCAGGUCCUGCUUUGGUCGGCCAACAAGGUGUUUGAGGAGCUGACUGACAUCGAGCGACAGUUUCACAAGGCCUUGUACACAGUGAGAGCGUACCUGAACUGCGACAGGUACUCAGUGGGCCUUCUGGACAUGACAAAGGAAAAGGAAUUUUUUGACAUCUGGCCGGUGCUGAUGGGGGAGCAGCCACCGUACUCCGGACCUGUCACUCCUGACGGGAGGGAAAUUAUAUUCUACAAGGUCAUUGACUAUAUUCUACAUGGAAAGGAGGAGAUCAAAGUCAUUCCAACUCCACCUGCAGAUCACUGGGCAUUAGCGAGUGGGCUACCCACAUAUGUCGCAGAAAGCGGUUUUAUCUGCAAUAUCAUGAACGCACCAUCUGAAGACAUGUUCCAAUUUCAGACAGAAGCCCUGGAUGGUAGUGGCUGGACCAUAAAGAAUGUGCUGUCCUUACCCAUUGUCAACAAGAAGGAAGAAAUUGUGGGCGUGGCCACGUUUUAUAACAGGAAGGAUGGCAAGCCAUUCGAUGAACAGGAUGAGGUCAUCAUGGAGUCUCUUACACAGUUCCUGGGCUGGUCAGUGCUCAACACAGACACCUAUGACCGGAUGAACAAGCUGGAAAACAGGAAGGACAUCGCCCAGGACAUGGUGCUCUACCACGUUAAAUGCCGUGAUGACGAGAUACAGGACAUCUUGAAAACACGGGAAUAUUUUGGCAAAGAGCCUGCAGACUGUGAAGAGGACGAGCUUUUACAAAUCCUGAAAAAAGAACUGCCAGGUCCAAAGAAGUUUGAGAUCUAUGAGUUCAGGUUCUCUGACUUUGACUGUACAGAGCUGGACCUGGUGAAGUGUGGUAUUCAGAUGUACUACGAGGUCGGUGUGGUCAAGAAGUUCCAGAUUCCACAAGAGGUUUUAGUGCGGUUCAUGUACUCAGUCAGCAAAGGCUACAGGAGAAUUACCUAUCACAACUGGCGGCAUGGCUUCAAUGUGGGACAAACCAUGUUCACAUUAUUAACGACAGGGCUGUUGAAGCGGUAUUACACAGACCUGGAGGUGAUGGCCAUGAUCACCGCUGGCUUCCUGCACGACAUCGACCACAGGGGCACCAAUAACCUCUACCAGGUGAAAUCACAAAACCCUCUUGCAAAGCUUCAUGGAUCAUCUAUUCUGGAAAGGCACCAUUUAGAUUUUGGAAAGUUUUUGCUGGGACAAGACUCCUUGAAUAUUUUCCAGAACCUCAACAGGCGACAGAUGGAGCAUGUCUUUCAUCUGAUUGACAUCGCCAUCAUAGCAACAGACCUGGCACUGUACUUCAAAAAGAGGACAAUGUUCCAGAAAAUAGUUGACCUCUCAAAGACGUAUGAAGAUGAAAAGAAGUGGGUGGAUUUCAUGUCCCUAGAGACAACAAGGAAAGAGAUUGUGAUGGCAAUGAUGAUGACAGCGUGCGAUCUGUCAGCCAUCACCAAGCCCUGGGAGGUGCAGAGCAAGGUGGCUCUAUCUGUGGCAGCCGAGUUCUGGGAGCAAGGUGACCUGGAGAGGACUGUUCUGGAGCAGCAGCCCAUUCCCAUGAUGGACAGAAACAAGGCUGCUGAACUGCCAAAGCUCCAGUGUGGUUUCAUCGACUUCGUCUGUACCUUUGUCUACAAGGAGUUCUCCCGGUUUCACCCGACCAUCCAGCCCAUGUAUGACGGCAUCCUGAACAACAGGAAAGAGUGGAAGGCCAGGCAGGAGGAGUACGAGGCCAAGCUGAAGGCCAUGGAGGAGGAGGCGGCAGCGAAGCAGGCGGCAGUCGGAGCCAAAACCACUGCUAACAGCCAACAAAAUGGAGGCGCUGGGUCCAAGACAUGCUCAGUCAGCUAGAGGUCUGGGAUGGGCAUAAACUGAGGGACACGCCGCUGACAACACGCCCAUUCAGUCUGAACUGCACAGGGGAUAGAGCCAAGCCUCCGCCCCUCAGAACCACAGGACCCACGCCGGACCUCAUCCUACUGUCCAGACACCCGGACACACAGCCACCUAGAUACACAGCCACCUGGACACAGACACCCGGACACACAGCCACCUAGAUACACAGCCACCUGGACACAGACACCCGGACACACAGCCACCUAGAUACACAGCCACCUGGACACAGACACCCGGACACACAGCCACCUAGAUACACAGCCACCUGGACACAGACACCCGGACACACAC